Daphnia carinata is the source of this 1393-nucleotide messenger RNA. It is a transcript of the gene Bem46, whose product is annotated as protein ABHD13-like. The transcript is spliced from 5 exons. Gene Ontology annotation, molecular function: palmitoyl-(protein) hydrolase activity. Lineage: Eukaryota; Metazoa; Arthropoda; Branchiopoda; Diplostraca; Daphniidae. Gene Ontology annotation, cellular component: membrane. The coding region runs from base 200 to 1279 and encodes 359 amino acids. The record is from RefSeq and is a predicted model, not a curated record.
CCCUUCGACUGAAUAGUCGGUCGUUGACGUGACUCCAGCAGACGACGUUAGCGACAAUGUAUUCAACGUGAAGUGAUUUCAAUGUGCAUUUCCGGCAAAAGCAUAUUCCACAAGUUUGUAAUCUACCUGCACAGUGCUGGGAAUUAAAUUCAACCUUUAUUUCCCUUAUCACAAAAGUUACUCGUCAGUGGGCCAUGAAAUGGCUUGUAUAAAUAUUGACGAAGAAAAGCUUAUCAGUAACUCAUCUUCCUCACCAGAGACAAAUCCAGAUUUUCUAGUCAUACGUAUUAUUGGCCGAAUAGUGAUCAGUGUAAUCAAACAAUGCUGGGCAUUGAGUAGCGCCAUGUUCAUCACCAUCUGUAUUUUCUAUUGGAUCUUUGGGGGUAUUUCUGCUUUCAUCCUUCUUUGUUUUUCUGCUGCAGGCAUAGUCUAUCGAGCUGGAGAUCAGUUGCUGUAUUAUCCAGAGGUCCCGCUAAAUUCUAGAAUUUUUGUACCGGCACCAAAUACCUUGGACCUUCCAUUUGAAAAUGUUUUUAUAAAAAGCAUGGAUUCUACCAAACUUCAUGCCUACUUUAUCCCACAACCACAAGCACAACAAUGUGCAACAAUUUUAUUCUUCCAUGGAAAUGCUGGAAAUAUUGGACACAGAUUACCUAAUGUAAAGGGGCUUUUCAAACAUCUACAAGCAAAUGUAUUCUUGGUAGAAUACAGGGGAUAUGGCAUGUCAGAAGGAACAUCCUCUGAAUCAGGCCUGUAUAAAGAUGCUCAAGCUGCUCUUAAUUACCUAUUAAGUAGGCAAGAUAUAGACCAAAGAAGAAUCGUCGUGUUUGGAAGAUCAUUAGGAGGAGCUGUAGCCAUCGAUCUGGCUUCUCGGACGUGUAACGUGGGGAAAAUAGCCUGCGUGCUUAUCGAAAACUCGUUUACUUCAAUCCCUGACAUGGCUAUUCAAAUCUUUCCAUGGAAAGGAUUGAGAUAUCUACCUCUUUGGUUCCAUAAAAAUAAAUUCCAAAGUAAGAAGAAAGUGACAUCUCUUCAGUGCCCUAUUGUUUUUAUUUCGGGUCUCUCCGACCAGUUGGUUCCGCCUUCAAUGAUGGUUGACCUCUAUACGCAUUGCGGCAGCGAACGCAAAUUCCUUCUGCAGAUUCCAAAUGGAGAUCACAAUGGAACCUGGACAAAACCCUUUUACUACAAGCAACUGGAAAAAGCCAUCCAAGACGUCUGCAGCGACCGGCUUCUGAAUCAACAGCAUUUGCAAGUUUUACCUGUGAACGCGGUGUAAAUAGCCAGAAUAUUUGAAAUGCUCCAAUGCUCCCUAAUCUCUUGUAGCUAAGAGUGUCUAAAAAUUGUUUCUAAAACGCAAAUGUUUUUGUUUUUUGCGGCACCGGUUUUCCUC